UGAUAUACGUGUGAUAUCGCUCGGAGGUUCGACAUUCCUAUAAGCGCUGAAUUAUAUGGGUCUGGGCGGAGGUUGAUCUCUGGCGCGAAAGGCGCUUUGAGACUGGUGGAAAGUCUACGUGAUAUUAUCUGGUGGCUAUAACUAAUGGCCAUGGCUUCCGCCGUCAGCAGCCAUUUAGCAGAUUUCGAUAUUCCCUUGGAUAUCGCAGCUCCUACUGCUGCCGCUGCUGAGGCGGCUUCCUUAGCAUCGACGAGCCACGACGUUUCCGGCUCCCGCAAAUCUGGGGGAGAUUUCGAUACCCAGUCACAGACGCGAGCCCUAAAUACAGACCAGAGGCCGUCUCCGAGAAGCUCCAGUUCCCAAUCGCCGCAUCAUGCGUCGAAACCGCAGAGAGAUACAGUAAAAGAAGCGCAAAAGCCAAGGCGUGUUCGCACUGGCUGUCUUACUUGUCGAGAGCGACAUUUGAAGUGUGAUGAAGCCUUGCCCAGAUGUCAAAACUGCCAGAAGUCUGACAGGCUCUGUAAACGUGGCAUUCGACUGAACUUCAUAGACACUCAGACAGUUGCUCCUCCAUUCAACAUUGCUCAUCCACCGGGAACUCAGCUUGCCUUUCAGGAUGAGUCAAGGGAGAUCGCUUCAGAGUACAAAGGUGGCUUCGAAAGAUAUCCGCCUCUCAAACAGGAUCCUCUUAUGGAGAAAGAUGAUUCGCCAAGUUUCGAUUUUGAUAUCCUGGGCGCUCCAACGCUUGCUCGAAGGAGUCUGCCAGUCACCCCUUCUCUUCUAUCAACAUAUUCAGAGCCACAUCAGACAGACAUCAAUGAGCAUAUAUUUCACGACGGCUCAUAUUCUGCCCCACAACCUGCUUUCGCAGACCAUACAAUGCCACAUCCAUCCUUCAAUAUGCCUAAAAUGUCAAUGAUGCAGUCUUCAGGCGGGCGGACAUAUCUGAACAGUGCGGAAGAAGUCCUUCUGAUGCAAGUAUUUGUUGAAGAAGUUGGUCUGUGGAUGGAUUCUAUGGAUGUAAACAAACACUUUUCCCAUAUCUUGCCUUUCCAUGCCCUUGGUGAGCCUAUGCUGUUGAAUGCCUUCAUGGCGUGUGGAGCAAGGCACCUCUACCUUGUGAACCCAUCAUAUGGGGAGGACAAGGCGUUGCAUUACUACAAUAUAGUCUCACGGCAGCUCCUUACUUGUUUACAGGACCCAGACAGGGACACUGUAUUAUGUGCUACGACCGCAGUUAUUCUCAAUGUUUAUGAAGUUAUGUGUGAGAAGGCAAUGCAACGCAUGAAUCAUAUCGCGGGUGCUAGAGCUCUCAUCAAGGAGUGCCGUUGGGAUGCGAAAACCCCGGGCAUUGGGGGUGCGUGUUUUUGGCUGAAUGUCGGAAUGGAACUACUGAGUUGCUUGCACUUCAACUGGAAGAUGGCGUGGGAUCCGGAUACCUGGGGUGUCGACAUGAACAUGAGUUUAGUUCCGGGUGGCAUCACCGGAGACGAGGAACUAUGGACUCAUCGGAUAGUCUAUAUCUGUGCCAAGAUCGCAAAUUUCCGUUCGUCAGUCCCGCAGUUUCAGGGACCUGACCGCGUGGCCCACGAUAUUAGGAUCAGUCAACGAUGUCAAGAGUGGAACACAUACAAAAGUUGGUGCGAUGAGUGGGCGAAGAAUGUGCCUCGGUCAAUGAUGCCGCUUGGCUAUCUUCAGCCUUGGCAAACUAAUUCAAAGUCUUCUUUUCCAGAAGUUUGGCUCAUCAAACGCUCCGCUGUUGUUGCCCGGUUAUUCUACCAUACUGCAUGCACACUCCUGGCCAAGGUCCAUCCGACGGAGUCUGAAUUCAGCCCUGAAAUGCGGAAUAUGCAGCAAAGCCAUGCUCACGACAUUUGCGGAAUCGUCGCCCACGUCAAGGACAGGGGCGUCGCGAGCGUUUCCAUUCGCUGUCUUGCCAUCGCAGCUGAAUGUCUCGUGGGCAGAGAAGCUCAAGAAGAAGUACUAGAGAUCCUUGAUAAGAUUAUCAAGGAGACCGGCUGGAGAGUUGGAUUUCUGAAGUCAGAACUCCAAGAGAAGUGGGGCUGGAUUCCAAGCUCCAAUACACCUGGUGGAAAUUCAUUGACAGCUGGCUCUCUGCUAAAUUCCGCCAUGCCACCUAUGACACGGCCAAGGAUUCCCUCCGGUAUUGUCAAUCCGUUGAUGGCUACCGCGGACUUCUCAAUGGAGAACCACCCGUAUCAAAAUCACUACGUUGCACCGCAUAACCAUCUCGACCAUUAUCAAUAUACUUAUUAGCGCAAAAUUUCAACUG
Paecilomyces variotii is the source of this 2293-nucleotide messenger RNA. Its product is annotated as C6 zinc finger domain-containing protein. Gene Ontology annotation, cellular component: nucleus. NCBI's taxonomy places the organism in Eukaryota, Fungi, Ascomycota, Eurotiomycetes, Eurotiales, Thermoascaceae. Gene Ontology annotation, molecular function: transcription cis-regulatory region binding; DNA-binding transcription factor activity, RNA polymerase II-specific; zinc ion binding. The record is from RefSeq and is a predicted model, not a curated record. The transcript has 4 exons. The coding region runs from base 145 to 2277 and encodes 710 amino acids. Gene Ontology annotation, biological process: positive regulation of transcription by RNA polymerase II.